Lytechinus pictus (painted urchin) is the source of this 3306-nucleotide messenger RNA. RefSeq lists its product as uncharacterized. Lineage: Eukaryota; Metazoa; Echinodermata; Echinoidea; Temnopleuroida; Toxopneustidae. Gene Ontology annotation, molecular function: monocarboxylic acid transmembrane transporter activity. The transcript is spliced from 3 exons. The record is from RefSeq and is a predicted model, not a curated record. Gene Ontology annotation, cellular component: membrane. The coding region runs from base 255 to 1379 and encodes 374 amino acids.
UCAGCCUCUUUUUCGGUCGGAAGUUUGGUAAUCGUCUGGUCCCAACGGUAAGCUGCUUUCUGUCGACAAUCUCGCUCCUCGCAGGAACAUUCAGCAAAACAGCCACUCUUUUUGGUUGCUCCCUAUUUUUCACAAGUCUUUGCCUUUCGCCAUGGAGGCAGAUAUCAAGUGAAAUCCUUCAUCAGCACUUCGGAGAAGGGUUUGGACUAGCUACAACAAUUACCCAUCUGGGUGACCACCUCGGGAAUUUUUUAAUGCCGUUCCUGGCCUUGAAGUGUUUCGAUGCCUAUGGACUCAGGGGAUGUUUAUUGAUCCUGACUGCUAUAGUUUUUCACGGGGUACCUAUGGCAGCCACAUUGCGACCUCCACGAUAUUCAGAGGGUAGAUUUGAAGAAGAUAAUGGUAAUCGAGAGGACGAUACUAAAGAUGGCGUAUUUGAGCCGCUUCAGCCACAUUGUAGCAGUACUGCGGACAGUGCCAAUCAGACUCGGAAUGAGAUAUUCCCAUCAGACUCCACUGAUUUAUCCACGAAUAUUUUGAAGCAACCGGUGAGGCAUGGGUUUGAUCAAGAUGUUGUUAGUGACUGUGAAAUUGAUCCGCUUAAAUCAGGUAGCUAUGAGAUGGACAGUGCCAACCAACCUGAGAGUGAAGGAAUCACAGUAGAUGCAGAUUUUAUGUCCCCUAGGUCGAAUGAACCAAAUGAAACGCGGAAUCUCCUGCAUUCAGCUUACAACUUAAUAUGUAAUGUGGUACAUGAUAUGUUCAGCUUCGCGAAGAAGGAAUGUGUUUUUACAUUUCUGUUGCUUCCCUGUCAAGUUUUGUUCGAUAUAUCAUACUGCUGCUGGGAAGUGUUUCUCUUCUCUUAUGGAAUAUCCGAAGGAUUGACUAAAUAUAAAGCCGCCUAUCUUUUGGUUAUGGGUUCCGUUGGGGGUAUCAUGGGACGACUUUUACUUAUCGCAGUCCUCUACAAGCAUCCAUUACUGACCACGCACCUCCUGACAUUCAAUCUCGCAGUAUCAUCAUUCGCACUCCUAGCCUAUCCUAUCAACUCGUCUCUGACAUACUUGUUAAGUAUUUCCUUCGUUGCCGGCUUUGGAUUUUACGCUUCCUACUCUGCACUCUUCGGUACUUUCCCACUGAAAGUGCAAAAGGAGAAUUUUCCUACGGCCAUGGCGUGCUCUCUGAUGCUGUGCGGAACUGCAUAUCUUAUCUCAGGAUUGCUCGCAGGUUUCCUGUACAAUAUGUUCGGUUCAUACCGGGUUGUCUUUCGCAUCUUAGGUAUCAGUCUUGCCGGGAUCUGCAUGGUCAUCUUGAUUUACAUCUUCGUUGAUUCGGUACGAAGUAAGAAGAGAGCACGGUCAAGAUUAGAGAGGGAGUAGAGGUCAUUUAUUACGCGAUCAGAACAUUAUCAUCAUAUGUUAUUCAUGCUCUUGACUGUUCGAAGAGGACUAAAGAUAUUUCAGCAUAAUCAUGAUAAUACAGGUGCAAUAGUUUCCGGGGUUGGUAGCGUCAUAAAAAAAGGAGGAUUGUGAUGAAAAGGUCGUUGACGUCAUUCACUUUCCAUGCACAUAUUGCUUUCUGAACGAGUGUUAUUGCCAUAUUGCUGCUUGAGACAAUCGAGAAGUUCAUUCGUUGUCAUUUUUGUAAUCAUAUUUCAUUAAUAAAAACAUAAACAAAAAAUUGAAUGUGUGAUGCCAUCGACUUUAAUUUGCACAUCGACCAAGAUUUGCAUAGUCAUUAUUCUUUCUUUCAGCAGUCCUGAAUUGAUGAAAUUUUCAUUAUAACUCUUAGUUUCUGCAUUCAUUCAAUUCAGCUUGAUGUUUGGGUGACUUAGGAUAUUUUGUAACGAGGGGGGGGAUAAUCACCCCUCAGAAAUUAUGAAGAGCGAAAGAAAGAAGUAAAAUUAUAAUGAUUAGUAUUGGAUCAUCCUAUGCAGCCAUCAAGUAGUAUGAAAAUACGAUAUUUGACAUAGAUUUCCUUGUGUAGCCCACACUCUGGAAUAGUCUUCAUUUUGGAAGUCGGGGUUAUAAUAAUUAUUGAUAUUUCUAUAGCGCCUUUUCCAUAAGAUACAAAACGCUUCGUGAUGCAAUCCUUGGUCGGUUCCCUGAUAUUUUGUUCCUGCGAAACCCAACUUCGAAUCCAACUUUCCUCUCAGUUCAUCGUCACCGUCACAUGAUUCUGAAGCAUAGAACCCUGGAACAACCCGAAUCCUCACCCAUAGGCGGAUCCAGGGGGCGAGGGCCCCCUCCCUAAAAAAAGGGGAAAAAAGGAGGAAAAUGAGAGGAGAAAAAAAAAACGAGGAGGAAGACGAGUGAAUAAAAUAAGAUGAGGGGAAGACUUGGGGGAAAAAAUUGUCACUAUAUGAAAUUUUCGCUCGCGCUAUGCGAAGGCAUUGAUCAAAUACAUACAGCCGAAAAAGCUGUCAAAACGUCGAAGGAUCAAAUGUAAAUCUCUACCAGAAGCCAAAAUUGAAAGUGCUUAUGACACCAUCUGUGACCUCACAACGCCUAGUCCUCCGGAUGAAGUGAUUCUACACCUUGGAACAAAUAAUAUACCUAGUGAUAACAAUGACGUGAUUAUUGCAAAAUUAUCAUCCCUGUGUGAUGAAAUUAUCACCCUCUGUGACGUCCCUAAGCUCCCAUUCCCGACCUUUCGUUGGAAGAACGCGAACGCUUAUUUACGACGUUAGUUGAUUUUAGAAGAGACUUUUGGGCCCGUCGUCAUGGUCUUAAAACUUUGUCCUGCAAUGCAAAUUGUGUGACAUGAGAUUUUUUUUUGUUUCGCAUCUGGAACGGAAACAUUCAAUUUGCGUUUCGUGUGCAAAAUUCUGGUUGCUACUAUGGUAACAGCGAUAUAUCCGAUUUAGGACGACUUUCCAAAUCCACAUUUGGUUCCUCCCAGAGCUUGAGAGGCCGCCCGGGGGGCCCACUUUCAUUGAAGGGUGGAUACCAGGCGCAACAACGCGUAAAAAGGGAAAGAGUGGGUAAGUACGUUACGUAUAGGCCUAUGUAACGUUAUAAAGGUGUCAAAAACGAUGAUUAAAAUACUGAAAAAAGGGAUAUAUUUCCAAUACUUGUAGGGUUUCAGAAGACGAAUAAUUGUUAAAAGAUGCAUUUUCAUAAUCUGGAAAAGACUUGCUUCCCUCGUUUAGGGUACUUUUCGAAACCCCAUGGUCGUGCCUGGUAUCCACUCAUCAAUGGAAGUGGUCCCCCCGGAAUUUGAAUCUAACCCCCAUUUCUGGGGAAAGUAAAACAUAAUACCCUUUACAUCGUGUGCUAGAGGCGUAUCGUUUGUGUAGAAAGAGUG